AUGGCCCAGCGAUCGAAUCCACCAAGACGCGUACGGCGUAAACUUGCUCAUAUGGAUUCCUCAACCAGCACCUCCAUGUGCAGGGUAACGGAUGAAGAUGACGUCCAGCUGCGACGCAGUCCACGAAACGGGCAAAAUCCCGUUACUGCGAAAAAAAUUCUCCUAUGCCUCGAUUAUGGAACCACCCUAACUUCGAUUUCGUAUAUCACCUUCAACCCAGACCACCCUCCUGUACACGUCCAUCCAGGAGGAAUCCGAUCCAUAGCAAACUGGCCGAUGGCCAUUCGAUCUGCCAACGCAGCGGGCCCAUUUGUGCCUAGCGAAAGCUGGUAUCGUGAUGGGAAUUUCCUGUGGGGCCAUGAGGUGCAACGUACGCUACGCAAUCUAUCAGAGAAAGAUGACGCAGAUUCGAUGAACUAUAUCAUCCAACUUCCGAAACUGUUAUUGGAUGAUGACGGGGAGAGCGUUGAUGAUGAUCGGCUGUCACAGCCCAGGAACGCCCUCCGCAAGGUAGGUAGAACUGCCAGGGAAGCUAUUAUGGACUACCUCAUGAAAGUCUUUGAGCAUACCCAUGGCCAAUUGGGAAAAUAUGAGGGCUUCAAUAAUACUUGGGAGGUCGAACUGGUUCUGUGCGUGCCAUCCAAGUGGUCAACGUACGCGCAACUCACAAUGCGGGAAAUUCUGCUUGAGGUAGUAGACAAGACGGAUAUGAGAGGGAGGGAGUUUUCUAUAUUUAUUAUUGACGAACCUGAAGCUGCAGCAACCUUUGCCCUGCGCCACGAAAACAUCCGCGAAAAUAUCGAAAAAGGGUCCAACUUCGUUGUGUGCAAUGCCGGAGGUGGUACUGUUGACGCGAUCACCUACAAGGUGCGGCAGGAGGAUCCCUUCAGAUUCGAUGAAAUAGCCACCCCAACCGGGAAAUACUGCGGUUCAAGCUAUAUAAACCAGGCUUUUAUUGAGGAAACCAGAGAAAGACUGGCCCACAUCAUUAAGCUGGGCUGGGAGCCCAUAUAUUCCAAAGAAGCAGUCCUUCAACAAGACCUAUUUCGUACCUUUGAGAACGAGCUAAAACGAAUCUACGAUCCAGCUGACUGGGAGGAGGGUGAGAGUAGAGGUCUUCGCAUUUACUGCCUAAGGGAGGACCCGCCGAGGAAUUUUGGGAAGGGGAUGUUUUUCAUCAGAAAAGAACAAAUGGAUAACUACUACCGCCAAAGUCUUCUUGGAACCGUACAUUUGAUCAAGGAACAGCUGGAGCAACUUAAUGACGAAGAUGUCAAGGUCAUUCUCCUCCUUGGUGGGUUUUCUAGGUCGCCGGCCCUGAAAAGCUGCCUGAGCGACACUUUCCAGCCCCGCGGCCUUAAAAUCAUCCUUCUGGAUCAGGACAUGUAA
This is a messenger RNA of Aspergillus pseudoviridinutans, 1389 nucleotides long. RefSeq lists its product as uncharacterized. The coding region runs from base 1 to 1389 and encodes 462 amino acids. The record is from RefSeq and is a predicted model, not a curated record. The transcript is spliced from 6 exons. Lineage: Eukaryota; Fungi; Ascomycota; Eurotiomycetes; Eurotiales; Aspergillaceae.